AUGGUCAGAUUCAACCCUUGGCAACUUCUUUCAGACAAAUCGAUUCACCAUGAACAUCUUUCUAAAGUUAUUCAAUAUCCGUUGCCCAAUAUUCUCUACUCAUAUGAGGGGUCUUCUAUUUCUGAUAAUUCUUUGAAAACGGGAAUUCAAUACAGCAUCAAGUUUGGAAGCUACACAUCCAAAAUCAUCAAUCAACAAAAGCAUAACCUUGCUCAUGGAUUAUGUCGAGGCUGUUAUCAAUGUCCUGAACAUGGUUGUAAUCAAACUGCUGCAAAGAGUGCUCAUCGCGCCAUUUGUUCGGUACAUCAAAAGGAAAUGGUAUUGUUUGAAUGUGUUGUUCAGUUCAAAUAUUUCAAGAACGAAAUUUCUGGCAAGCAGUUUCUGUUUUGCAUUGGUGAACAUCUUCAUCACAACCCUCCACCUUCAAAAGUAAGCACUGAGGAGAAAGAAUUGUUAGAACAUGCAUUCCAUCAAAAUCCUACAUUGACCGCAAAACAAGUGACAAGAGGAGUUGGAGUUCCAUUUAUUCCUGGUGCCCAAAACAGAGCUCUGAUUAACGGGACAAGAAUUCAGAGGAUAAGAAGAAAAGCCAUGUCUACAAAAUUUGGUUCCACUUCCAACUUUGCAUCAAUUCUUGCUUCGGUUGAGGAGAAUUUACUUCCCUCAUUAACGAAAAACUUGGCAGAUGAGUGUCUUUUUGGUAUGUCGUUGUCAGAUGGAUUUGGUAGUUGGGUCCAACAAGUUCAAUUUUGUCCUAAAAUAGGUUUCCUAAUGUUUCCUAUCAGUCGACAUUUGAUGGAACAUGUAGACAUGCUAGUCAUUGAUAUGAAACAUCAAGCGAAAUCAGGGCCGUUUCUUAAUCACCUUGGCAUAAGUACAUUUUUUGAACAUGCGAAAGGAGGAAUGUGCUUCCAAUUAUGCCGCUUUUUAAUUGAGAGAGAGGAUUAUAAAACCUGUUUCCGAAUGUUCUUGGAUGCGUUGGAGUCCGGUGGUUUGGAUUUGAAAGAAUUGUUUGUAGGCAAUGAUCGAAGAAUCAAGUCCAUCCUUGUCGAUUUUUCUCAGUCUCAGCUUAAGGGAUUACGGGAGGCUUUUAUGGAGAAAUUUGGAAGUGCUGGUAAAGAAGUUGUUGAACAAUUGGCAUCUGGUUGUUUUAUUCACUUCAAGAGAAGUGUGAAACGGAUGGUAAAGGUUAUCCCAGUUGAAGAAGCUGUACGGACGAGAGUGGAAGGUUUGGCCAGUGAUAUUGAGAAGUUUAGGUCUGAGAAAGCAAUAACAACCAUUCUUGAUGCAAUUGAACUUUAUUGUCCAGGUGUGAAGUCGUGGUGUGAUUGGUGGCGGCAGUCGCAUAUUGUUAAAUUGUUACUUGCAACAAGUGCUGUGGAGAAUAAUCUACCAAGAAACACCAACGUCCAAGAAGUGUUAAAUGCUACAGGAGUACCCACUUAUGAUGGUAAUGCAAUCGUAGAAAUUGAAAUGAUGCUCCGAGAGGAUGUUACAGGCGUCAUUAAAUUAUUGGGCCUGAAUGAAAAUGUGCCACUUUCAUAUGCUGACAACACCAAGCAAGGAAGGAAGAAGAGAAACGAGAAGAGAAAAAGAGCCGACCCUUUCGAUUCCAGGCCUGCUGACACAGUGUCAAGAGGCUUGAUUCCAACAAACACCGCUCCUAUUGACGCUCUUGAAAACUUUUUAGAAGGAUUGAAAACAGACCAACGCACAGCAUUGGAAGAGUUCGCCGGUCAGGAAGCUGAUGAUGUAAUUGAAGACGAAGAUUUUCAAGAAGUGGGAGAUGGUGAAAUUGUUGAAGUGACGUCGGAAGAAGAAGAAAAAGUCGAAGAACCAAAGGCAAAGAAGAAAAAAGGAGCAACAACUCGAACAACAUCCCGUAAGAGCAAAAUUAUUACAGAUUCAGAAUCUGAGUACUCAUCAUCAUCUUCAAAUGACGUGUUGGACGAAGUGGAUGAUGGUUGUACAGCGAGAACUGAUCAAAUUGUGACCCGAAGCUCUCAAGCAAUUUCUUUUGAGCCAGGUCGCUCCUUUGCAUUUCACAUUGAGCAAGCCACGAAGUUCGGUCGCAAAUCUGCUAAUUUUUAA
Messenger RNA from Naegleria lovaniensis, 2091 nucleotides. RefSeq lists its product as uncharacterized. The record is from RefSeq and is a predicted model, not a curated record. The transcript has a single exon. Lineage: Eukaryota; Heterolobosea; Eutetramitea; Acrasida; Naegleriidae. Bases 1 to 2091 code for a protein of 696 amino acids.